GUCAUUUCCUCGUCUACGCAAACAUUGAUUUAGGCAGCCCAAAGCUUAUCGGAUCACGGCUUUUUUGGUCUGGGAGUGCAGGCAUUCAGCUAACCUUUACUUUCCUUGGACUAUUCUAUUCUUUUACUUUAAACCAUUCGAGGCGCUGAGAGCCUCAACACUCGACAAUGUCGGAACCACUCUCAGAUGCCGAUAAGAUCCGAAACAAGAGGCUCGCUAAACUAGGAUCUCAAGCAAGCCCAGCAACAUCCUCAGAAUCGCCAGCCACCCCCCCACGGCCGCCAUCCACUCACCCCGAACCUACGCCUUCACAAAUUAGCAGUAAUGAAACGCCUCGACAAACUCAAACUCAAGAUGGUGCUCUCGGAUCACCAGCACAGGGAAAGAGAAUUAGAAUAACACCUACUGCAUCGACCGAUGCAGCGUCAUCGUCUCCAGCGCCGUCGAAACGGCCUGCUACUAAGCCGGAAGAGUCGAUCGAGGCGUUCGAGGACCGGACACUACGUGCACUCUUCCGCAUCUCCCUCGAUGAAGCCCAGAAGAAGGAUAUUCAUGGCCACAGUCUGACCUACCUCUCUGGUCUUAGGUCUGAGCUUGAGGAAGACGGCGCAGAGCCUCGCAUGUCUGUUGGAGUACUUGACCAGGCAAUCCUAGAGGCUGCGUCAAAUACCGGUCGCGAACCGCCAUUACAAUACCUCUUGCCAUGCUGGAAACGAGUUAGUCGGCUGUUUAAGGGCUUUCGAAAGGCCUCGGAUGACGACCCCCGAUUCGUUGUGGUCAGCGAAGCCAAACGCCUUUGUCUAAGCUAUUGUAUCUUUGCGAUCACAAUGCCAGACAUGUUCAACACCGCUCCAACCGCUCGAUCUCCAUUAAUACCCCACCUCCUCCUUGAAGCAGAUGACGAUCGAGGCAUCGACUUGGACUUUCUUUCAGAAAUUGUCAAACAAUUCGAGGAUCAAGAUGAAUUAAAAGCGACUAUCAUCAGCACAGUAGAGCAACUGAGUCAAGAGUUGUCUACGAAGACGAUGAAUGACGACUAUAAGCCUUACGUGACGGCUUUGAGGAAUCUCGUUCGUCAUGCUACUAUUGGAGCUGCUAUCACCGAAUCUUCCCAUUUCAUAGGAUCUACUAAUCCGGCAUCUUUUGAACUAUUUACCUUGCUUGGGCCCUGGUUCCGUUUGUCUCCGCUCCAGGGGCCCGUUACUACUACAUAUUUUUCAAGUCCAAAAACCAGAGAUCAGGGGUUCAUUCUGAACUCACAAUCGUCGCUGCGGAUGACACAGCAGUUACUAAGUAAUGAUCUCUUGGAUAUUGUGAACCACUUGAUCAGGGCUUCCAAAGAUGCAAGAGAAAAGGUCCUUGAUUGGUUUGCUGCAGCGAUCAAUUUAAAUCAUAAAAGGAGAGCCAUGCAAGUUGAUCCAAAAACCGUUUCUUCCGAUGGUUUCAUGUUCAACAUUACUACAUGUUUAGAUCAGCUAUGUGAGCCGUUUAUGGAUGCUGCUUUCACAAAAAUUGAUCGCAUCGAUGCACACUAUCUUCACAGAAACCCUCGAGUACAGAUGCGAGACGAGACUAAAAUAAACGCGGACCAACAUGAGUCAGACGAGUUUUAUUCGAAGAAAGUGGAUGGCACUUCAAAUUUCAUCACAGAAAUAUUCUUUUUGACCGUUGCUGCUCACCACUACGGCAGCGAAUCUUUGACAUCAAAACUUGACCAACUAGAGAAAGAUCUUCGACACAUGGAAUCUACUAUAAACAAGUUCGAGUUAGAGCGACAUAAAUACAUUCAUAACCCCGUUCAGCUGCGAACUUUCGAGAACGCAUUAAAAAAGUACAAAGAUCAGCUUGAUAUGGGUCUUUCCCUCAAAUACAGUCUUCAGGGGGUACUCUUUGAUAGUUUGUGGCAAACGCGGUCAAUGCAAUUCAUGCGAUAUGUCAUUGUGUGGUUACUUCGUCUUAUUUCUGGGGUCGAUUUCCCCAAGCAAAGCAUUACAUUACCUUUACCAGAAGAACCUCGGGAAGUUUUCAAAUGUCUUCCUGAAUACUUCAUUGAUGACAUUGUGAGCAACUUCAAAUUCAUUAUGUGGUCCAUGCCGCAAAUUGUCACCGCAACACAAGGUGACGAGCUCGUAAUGCUUUGUGUCGCAUUCCUGGAAAGCUCUCAGUACAUUAAGAACCCUUACCUAAAAGCUGGGUUAAUUUCCAUACUCUUUCGUGGAACGUGGCCUCGCCCUGGUGGUGCUAGAGGAGUUCUCGUUGACCUGCUUAACUCGAUGCCUUUUGCGACAGAGUAUCUCCUUCACUCCGUCAUGAAAUUCUACAUUGAGGCGGAGUUCACCGGCACUCAUACACAGUUCUUUGACAAGUUCAACAUUCGUUACGAGAUCUUCCAGAUCAUCAAGUGCAUCUGGGGUAACCCAGCUUACAGAAAGCAACUUUCUGACCAGGCAAAGCAAAAUCUCGACUUUUUUGUGCGAUUUGUUAACCUUCUGCUUAAUGAUGUUACUUUCGUCCUUGAUGAAUCUUUCACUGCAUUCAUCACCAUCCAUGACACCCAGGAGCAAUUAAACCUAGAAGGAAACACUAUGGAUCAGACGACGCGCGAAGAAAAGGAAGAAGCAUUAUCAGCGGCCCAGGGAAGAGCCAAAUCGUAUAUGCAAUUAACCAAUGAGACUGUUGCCAUGUUAAAACUCUUCACGGAAGCGUUAGCAGACUCAUUUACGAUGCCAGAAAUUGUUCAACGUUUAGCCGAUAUGUUAGACUACAAUCUUGACGCCAUGGUGGGUCCCAAAAGCUCCAAUUUGCGAGUGGGCAAUCUUCAAGAAUACGGCUUCAACCCUCGUGGACUUUUAAGUGAGAUAGCAGACGUUUAUCUGAACUUGAUGGAGAAAGAGAACUUCAUAUAUGCUGUGGCACGUGAUGGCCGCUCCUACAAGCCCCAGAAUUUUGAGAAAGCGGCCGAGAUCCUCCGCAAAUGGGCAUUGAAGUCCGAGGAGGAUAUGGCUAAGUGGGCGCAAUUACAAAAACGAGUCAAAGAGGCCAAAGAAGCAGACGAACAAGCAGAGGAAGACCUUGGAGAGAUUCCUGACGAGUAUCUCGAUCCCCUUAUGUACACGCUCAUGGAAGACCCAGUCAUUCUACCGGGCUCGAAGGUCUCCAUCGAUCGGGCAACUAUCCGCUCUCAUCUUCUAAGUGAUCCUAACGACCCUUUUAACCGUGCACCACUGAAGAUUGAAGACGUCAUAACGAACACGGAGCUGAAAAAUCAGAUUGAAGCAUUCAAAGCGGAGCGGAAGGCUGCGAAAAAGGAUGCCAUGGAUACCUCUACUGGAUGAAUUUACGACCAUUAGAUGGUUUCUAUUUUAUAUCUGCAUGCACAUAUGAUUGAUGAACCAACCCAAAAUAGUUCAUGGCGUAUAACAGCGCACAGUUUCCAGUGUCUUUUGGGUCGAGUGGCUACGGAAACAUGCCGAAUGGCUGGAGGGUCUGGAAUAUCUUGUACUAUUUCACACUUAGAGCGUUUCACCUUUACCAGUGGAACCAAGUUGGAAGGCAAUUUCGGGUAGCGUUGAAUAUCAUAUCUCAUUAUCGUGCAACAGCGCUGCUAUUAUCGUAAACCCGAUACAAACACGUUUUAUAGCCAGCCAGCUGCAUACUUGCUUUAUUUCUCCAUGGAAAGUAAGUCGCAAAAAUAACACGAAAUCAAAUGCGUAUGUAUAGAUAUCUAGAUAUUGUUGCUAGCAAAUCACAGACAGCCGAUCCGCAUCGAC
Molecule: messenger RNA, 3770 nt
Organism: Talaromyces proteolyticus
Lineage: Eukaryota; Fungi; Ascomycota; Eurotiomycetes; Eurotiales; Trichocomaceae
Product: putative ubiquitin fusion degradation protein UfdB
Exons: 7
Coding region: 168-3335 (1055 amino acids)
Biological process (GO): protein polyubiquitination
Cellular component (GO): cytoplasm; nucleus; ubiquitin ligase complex
Molecular function (GO): ubiquitin-ubiquitin ligase activity
Source: RefSeq, a predicted model, not a curated record